This is a messenger RNA of Triplophysa dalaica, 1314 nucleotides long. It is a transcript of the gene acte1, whose product is annotated as actin, epsilon 1. The transcript is spliced from 9 exons. Lineage: Eukaryota; Metazoa; Chordata; Actinopteri; Cypriniformes; Nemacheilidae. The coding region runs from base 73 to 1206 and encodes 377 amino acids. The record is from RefSeq and is a predicted model, not a curated record.
UCUGUCUAUUGCUCUUGAGGGAGCAACUUUUCCAGGCCUCUUUUGCAAGCUCUCCUGGCUGUCUGAACAAACAUGUGCGAUGAGGAGGAGACCACCGCUUUGGUGUGCGACAACGGCUCUGGACUGGUGAAGGCCGGCUUUGCUGGGGAUGACGCUCCCAGGGCCGUGUUUCCUUCCAUCGUGGGCCGACCCCGCCAUCAGGGUGUCAUGGUCGGUAUGGGCCAAAAAGACAGCUACGUAGGAGAUGAGGCCCAGAGCAAGAGAGGCAUCCUCACCCUCAAAUACCCCAUUGAGCACGGCAUCAUCACCAACUGGGAUGAUAUGGAAAAGAUCUGGCAUCACACGUUCUACAAUGAGCUCCGUGUGGCUCCGGAGGAGCAUCCCGUCCUCUUGACUGAGGCUCCUCUGAACCCCAAAGCCAACAGGGAGAAGAUGACUCAGAUCAUGUUUGAGACCUUCAAUGUUCCAGCUAUGUAUGUGGCCAUCCAGGCUGUCCUGUCGCUCUACGCCUCUGGCCGUACUACAGGUAUUGUGCUGGACGCUGGUGAUGGUGUGACCCACAAUGUGCCCGUAUACGAGGGUUACGCCCUUCCCCAUGCUAUCAUGAGACUGGAUUUGGCCGGCAGAGACCUUACAGAUUACCUGAUGAAGAUCCUGACAGAGAGAGGCUAUUCAUUCGUCACCACAGCUGAGAGGGAGAUUGUGCGUGACAUUAAGGAGAAGUUGUGCUACGUGGCUCUUGAUUUUGAGAAUGAAAUGGCCACCGCAGCCUCCUCUUCAUCCCUGGAGAAAUCCUACGAGUUACCCGACGGCCAGGUCAUCACCAUCGGUAACGAGAGAUUCCGCUGCCCCGAGACCCUCUUCCAGCCUUCUUUCAUCGGAAUGGAGUCCGCCGGUAUCCAUGAGACCACUUACAACGGCAUCAUGAAGUGCGACAUUGACAUUCGUAAGGAUUUAUAUGCCAACAACGUACUGUCCGGUGGUACCACCAUGUACCCUGGUAUUGGUGACAGGAUGCAGAAAGAAAUCACAGCCCUGGCUCCCAGCACCAUGAAGAUCAAGAUGAUUGCACCUCCUGAGCGUAAAUACUCCGUCUGGAUCGGUGGCUCCAUCCUGGCUUCCCUUUCCACGUUCCAGCAGAUGUGGAUCAGCAAAGACGAGUACGAGGAGGCCGGACCCUCCAUUGUCCACAGGAAGUGCUUCUAAACCCCUCCUCAUAUUCUCUUCUGUCCUGGUCUUUCCAAAUUGUCUUGUGUCUGUCCUACAGACUUGUUUCCUGUUCGUCUCAAGUUCUUCUGUACCGUGAUUCGCGUC